Molecule: messenger RNA, 741 nt
Organism: Oppiella nova
Lineage: Eukaryota; Metazoa; Arthropoda; Arachnida; Sarcoptiformes; Oppiidae
Source: the annotation of a GenBank genome assembly
CAGACCCUCAACACUGAGGAGAAGCUAUCGAUUCAAAAGUCUUAUUACACUUUCCUAUCGAUUCUCGUCACCAAUAAUAUUAUGGAUCCCUUCCUUGUUAUCGAAGUGCCACUAAUGGAACAGAUAUUGAUUACGGUAUUCCAGGGGUCAGUCGACUUUCCCGAUGCUGUCACACAAAGAAUUUGUUUCCAAAUAUUACGCAAAUUUGUAGAGUUUUUCGGAAACUCGAGCCAAUUGGCAGCCAAUGAGAGCGAAGGAAAGGGAGCCGAGAAGGAGGUGAAGAGUAUUGGGAGUCAUGAGUUCGUCCAAUUCAUAUACAAGUCUAUAAUCCCCGCCUGUUUUGUGGCCCCCAUUCGUCACAACGAAGACUCGCAAUUAGUCAAUGAGUGUAUUAUAUGUCUUAAGACAAUUCAGUCAACGCGAGGCACUCAAGAGUUGUCGACAUACCUGUCCUCUCAGUUCUUUCCCCAACAUUUCCCCAAUUACUGCAAUUCUGCGCAAUUGAUUCAGACAUUGAUUGACAACGACUUGAAAGCAACUAAACGGGCGCUUAAAAUAUUUUGUCAACAAUUCAAACAAAACGAAAUCACAUGAAACGAAAUAUAUGUCUAUUUUUAUAUCAAUUCUACUCUAAUUUAUAUGAAAUUGACUUUAAUAUGAAUUUAUAUAAAUAUGUUAUUAAAUUAUAAAUACAAAAUACAUUAUAUUUAUGUUAUAUUUAAGCUAUUAUUUGUCCGAGAC